Molecule: messenger RNA, 1556 nt
Organism: Parasteatoda tepidariorum (common house spider)
Lineage: Eukaryota; Metazoa; Arthropoda; Arachnida; Araneae; Theridiidae
Source: RefSeq, a predicted model, not a curated record
CACAACGUUGCGUGUAAAAUCGUAUAGCAACCAUGGACUCAAAACAUUGUGCAAGGGUUGAUUUUUUUGUUUAUAACGCGAUAGCGGUUCUCUUCGUCAAUCAAAAUCUGCAUUGGUUUACCGACUGUAAUAUUUGAAAGAGCAGAAUAUCUUUAUUUCUAUCAUGGCUCGGAAAGGAAUGCUGAAGGAGGAAUUUGUGUCAAAGAAAGGAGACGAGGAUGUUCCUGUCGAGCCCUGCAGGGGAUGGACAGACGACUGCGAAUUCUGCGACAAGAGAUUCGGUCACUGGGUGGAAUCAAGCGACGAGACCUUGGAGAAAAUCCCCAGCAAGCCCGGACUCUUCAUGGUGGCACUGAGAAGCAAGAGCUCCACCGAAGUGCGCAACAUUGUUCUGGACAUAACUGACAUCCAGAAAAAGGCCUACAGCUGCAUGGAUGGUAUUAAGGAACACGUAGCCGACAAACGAUCCAAAGCCACCAAAUCAGUUAUCCUCUGCCGUUGGAUGAAUUUCAAAUCGAAAAGCGACAAAGAUCUGGUCAAUUUGUGCGCGCACUGGUAUAACAACGGGAUAAAGCCCAAAGACAUGGACAAUUGGCCGGGCACAGACCUCAUCGGCCAAAGUGGGAGCCUCACAUUUUCAGAAAAAAUCCAGAAAUGGUGCUAUCCCAGGAAGGAAGCAACAUGGCGUAAGCCCAAAUCGACACCCACCAAAAAAGUGGAAGUGGUCGUGGAAUGCGAUUUCGAAGAGUCGUGCGAAGUGUGCGAUUCCAAUUUCGGAUUCAGUAACUGGAAGCCGCUGGUGGAUGUCGUGCAAGACGACCUGGCGCCGAAGACCCCCGGUAUUUACCAGCUGGGCGUGAAGUAUGGUAAGAAGCGCGAAGUGGUGUUAAUUUCCGCUGACCAGAAAGAUAUUAAGUUUAACAACAUCGCCCUGGCGAUCAAAAGUGGCGAAAAGUGGAAUCAGUCUGUCCUCAAGAAUGAAAAAUUUAAGAACAAAAACGCGACUUUGGAAGUGAGGUGGAUGGAAGUUCAGAAUAUUGAAAGCGAGAACAGUUGUUUCCUGUGGGCACACUGGCUGAAUGCUGACAGGUUUCCGAUGUUGAACCACAAGAUGCCUGGUGAGAAGCAACUGGAGAAGCACAAGAGUUUCGUUCUGAGGGUGAAUGACAAGCGCUGGUGUUAUGAAAUAGAUGUCUUCAAGCAAAACAGGCUCUCCAAGUUCAAAUCUAAGAAGCAAGUCAUGAACGAACUGGAGGAAGACAUCAGAUUCAUGCAUUGUUCAGAGGAUUUAUCUUAAAUCGUGACGACGGAGUAGGACAUUAAAUAAGUUCACUUACUGAUUCGAAUCAGUUGCAGGAUGAUUCUAAUCGCCGAUCAAUUCAAUGAUUGGAAUCACAGAAUCAAUACCGAACUCUAUUUCGUUUACUAUUUGAGAGUAAUUUAGCCAUUGAAUAAAAUGCUGUAUUAUAUUUAUUCAUUUAUAUUUUUGGAGAGAAAAAAAGUAUGAAUGUAAUAAUUACACUUGUAAAAAAAUAAAAUCUUUUUUUCCCUCCUGA